UUUUUAUUCGGUUUCGGUUCGGUACAUUCGGUUCGGUUUAAAAGCCCGGCCCUAGUAUGUGUAAUGACUAUUCUCUUUUAGUUCAUGCCCACUGACUCCAUGUGGUCGAUACCGGUUUAUUCGACAAACUUGUUACUACAAUAGUAUUAAUCUCUUAUACAUAUUUUUGUUCAUAUAAAUGAAUCUGUUGUUUAUUUCAAACACGAAUAAGUUUUUUUUUGGACAGUGAACACUAAUUAGUAACAUGAUGAAAACUGAAAAGAACAUCCCGGACUUGUUCAAAAAAAAAAAAAAAAAACAUCCCGGACAAAAAGCCUUAAUUAAUACACUAAAGAAGUUACCAAAUUACCCUCAGCUACUUGGCUGUGUGUUACGUUAAUUAGGGGUAGAAUCGAAAUUGGCAUGACCUUGUGAAAUCCAACGGCUGCAAAUCAGUGUCUUGGAAAACAAGCCAUAUCUCUAACCCUUAAUUCCCACCCUUUCAACCUAUAGUCUAUCUCUUCCGCAUCUAAACCCUAAUUUUUCUUUUGUUCUUUCAUUCAGACAAGUCUCUAAUUUUCUCGAUCUCCGUCGAAACCAUGACCACAGAAUUCGCAAAUGAUAGCACAGGCGUCUUCUGGGACCUCGAUGAUUGCUCAACCCCUAAUGAUAGUCGUCCUCAUUUGAUUUAUCAGAAUAUCAAAUCACCUCUUGAGAAUAAGGGUUAUCGUGGUGAGGUAUCAAUCUCAGCUUAUGUUCAGAAUGAAACGUUACCUGAUGACUUGCUAGAUAUACUUCGUGAGGCUGGAGUCAAAAUCUCAUUCGUACCCAAAGAUUCAACGCAUAAAAGAGUUGCUAGGAUGUUCUUGGACAUUCUUCUAUGGGCAGUGGACAAUCCUCAUCCAGCAAAUCUGAUGAUAAUCUCAAACAACUUCUCAGAACACAAGUUGUUUCUCAAGACUCUUCACUAUUUGAAACAAAGACAUUACAAUGUUCUCUUAGCAGAGCCUGGUAAGGUCGUAUCAGAAGAGGUACGUCUUUUGUUUUCGGAUGGCCUAUUAGAAAACCUGAUCAAGCAAAGUGAAGUGGAAGAGCAUAGCAAAGAUUCGGAGGACUAACUUCUCUGCGUAGCUGAAAGGUGACAACGAUCCUAAUGCAAAAUCCAUAUAUAUGUAAUCAUUAAUAGGUUCUCCAUUUGAUAUAUAGAUUCAGGGGGAGAGCUAAAAUGGUGAUGGGCGACAUUCUUCUCACCGCUGUGGACUUUUCUCGCACCAAGCCUGAUCAAGUGGUUAAUUU
Messenger RNA from Arabidopsis lyrata subsp. lyrata, 1275 nucleotides. RefSeq lists its product as uncharacterized. NCBI's taxonomy places the organism in Eukaryota, Viridiplantae, Streptophyta, Magnoliopsida, Brassicales, Brassicaceae. The transcript is spliced from 3 exons. Gene Ontology annotation, cellular component: peroxisome. Gene Ontology annotation, molecular function: RNA nuclease activity. The coding region runs from base 579 to 1097 and encodes 172 amino acids. The record is from RefSeq and is a predicted model, not a curated record. Gene Ontology annotation, biological process: regulation of gene expression.